UACUUGCUGUUUUUAUUUGACCAACGACAUUCAUUUCCAAGUUGGUUGAUUCCGAGAAGGAGAGGAGAUGAGGAUGGAAGUGCGCCCAUUUUUGCACCAAAGUCGUGCGUAAAACCUCUUUUUUUUUUCUUUUUUUUUGUUUGUUUGUUUGUUUGUUUGUCCCACCUGUCUGCAGGCGGACUUCUACUAUGACAUUAGGCUCGGACGUGAUGGAGGAUCUUGUCAUCGACGUGGUGGGCGAAGGCGUGCGAGAUAACGCGGACGAGCCGCCGGAGCGCACCGGGGAGCGGGACUCCUGCAGCCCGGCGCAGGCGUGCCCUCCUCCCGCCAAAGCGUCGGUGAAGCCGCCUUACUCCUACAUCGCGCUCAUCACCAUGGCCAUCCUGCAGAGUCCCAAGAAGCGUCUGACCCUCAGCGAGAUCUGCGACUUCAUCAGCCAGAGGUUCGCGUAUUACCGGGAGAAGUUCCCGGCCUGGCAGAACUCCAUCCGGCACAACUUGUCCCUGAACGACUGCUUCAUCAAGAUGCCCCGGGAGCCCGGGAACCCCGGGAAGGGCAACUACUGGACCCUGGACCCCAACUCCUCGGACAUGUUCGAGAACGGCAGCUUCCUGAGGAGGAGGAAGCGCUUCAAGCGCCAGAAUUUCCGCUACGACGCCUUUAAGGAGCGCCACGCCGUUGCGCACGGACAUUACGCGCUGGGCGCCCCGGCCCUCCAGCUGCCCACUCUGGAUAUUUACCCUUACAUGCACCAUCACCACCACCACCACCACCACGCCACCUCCAUCCCACCUGUCCGCAGCAUCCUCCCCGCGCUCUCCAGCUUCUUCUCCCGCAGCGCCAAGGCCUUCCUGCAGGCGCAGCCCACCAUCGAAGCCUUCUCGGCGGCCCACUGCGCCGCCUACUCGGCGCCUCUGACUCCCGGUGCCGCGUUCGCGUCCCCGGCGCUUUACCACCCCGCCUUGCCGACGCCUCACCUGCAUCUCACCUUGCAGCAGGAGCAGCAGAAGGUGCGCGCGCAGCGGCGCGGAACACCUGAGCUGGCGGCUAAGCACCUGAGCGAUGAGUAAAAAGUGGUGGGUGCAGGACUUGAAUUUUCUCAGGUA
Entelurus aequoreus (snake pipefish) is the source of this 1106-nucleotide messenger RNA. It is a transcript of the gene foxd7, whose product is annotated as forkhead box D7. The transcript has a single exon. The record is from RefSeq and is a predicted model, not a curated record. Gene Ontology annotation, molecular function: DNA-binding transcription factor activity, RNA polymerase II-specific; RNA polymerase II cis-regulatory region sequence-specific DNA binding. Lineage: Eukaryota; Metazoa; Chordata; Actinopteri; Syngnathiformes; Syngnathidae. Bases 189 to 1070 code for a protein of 293 amino acids. Gene Ontology annotation, biological process: anatomical structure morphogenesis; cell differentiation; regulation of transcription by RNA polymerase II.